Knipowitschia caucasica is the source of this 261-nucleotide messenger RNA. NCBI's taxonomy places the organism in Eukaryota, Metazoa, Chordata, Actinopteri, Gobiiformes, Gobiidae. The record is from the annotation of a GenBank genome assembly.
AUGCCCCUCACCCCUCACUCCUCGCCCUGUUUCCUACUCGUGAAGAUCAGCGUGCGAAGCAGGAGCAUCCCUCAGCCCUCGGCCCUGGCUCUAUGUAAGGGCCUCGGCAUCUUCACCUGCACUGGGUCAUUGUGGUCCAACCUGAUCUUUACCCGGGAAGUGCUCUGCUUUACUUCUGCUGGGCUCGGAUACUUCCACUCUCCUCCAGUCCCGGUGGAGAUGCCGGGCCUGUCCGCCAAAGAGCCCUUCAAAAGUGGGUGA